GGCGGGGCCCACGGUGAUUGGGCGCGGGUACAGAGUCGCGGGCCCUGCGCUGGGCUGCAGCGGCGCGCAAGUUUCACUUCGCUCUGGCAGCCUGCGAGUUUGGAGCACGUCUGACCGCUUACGCCAGCGUCGCCUCCACUGCCGCCGACAAGUCCUCGCAGACGCUCGGCGCUCCUUGUCCACUGGAGCCAGCAUCGCCUUGGGUUGCUAGGUUCGUCCCGCUCCCGCCGCCGCCACCUCGGCGACUUCCCCUGGCCCGUGCUCCCCCAAUGUCUAAUUCUGACUCUCGGACUGAGAAACGCAAGAAAAAAAGACCAAAUGGCAAAGGAACCUUCCGAUGUAAGUUCUGAGUGUGGGAGAGAAGGUGGACAAUUACAGCCUGCGGAGGGGCCUCCUCAGCUCAGGCCUGGGGCUCCCACUUCUGUACAUAUUGAGACACAAGGUAAUCCUGAAGGCGAAGGGGACCGCUGCCCCCACGGCAGCCCUCAGGGCCCGCUGGCCCCACCGGCCAGUCCCGGGCCUUUUGCUACCAGAUCCCCGCUUUUCAUCUUUGUGAGAAGAUCCUCCCUGCUGUCUCGAUCCUCCAGCGGGUAUUUCUCUUUUGACACAGACAGGAGCCCAGCACCCAUGAGCUGCAACAAAUCAACUCAAACCCCGAGCCCUCCUUGCCAGGCCUUCAACCAUUAUCUCAAUGCAAUGGCCUCCAUGCGGCAGUCUCAGGCCCUCCCUGCAGACCUGCGCCCAGAGAUGUGGAUUGCACAGGAGCUGCGGCGGAUCGGGGACGAAUUCAACGCCUAUUAUCCACGGCGGGUCUUUCUGAAUAAUUACCAAGCAGCAGAAGCCCAUCCUCAAAUGGUUAUCUUACGGCUGCUGCGGUACAUCCUCCGUCUGGUGUGGAGGAUGCAGUGACGACGGGUUCCCCGUGGAGUGGAGCCGAGAGGCACGCAGACAUUCCACUCGUUCAAGUCGACAAGCCCAGCGCCGCGGCCUCCUGGUGCCGCUGCUGCGCGGCCAGCUGUUGUUCCCCGGAGGGGCCAGUGUGUCCUGACACGCGGAGCUGCGUGCGGGCUUGACCUUGCCGUGAAUGUAAAUGAAGAUGGAUUCUCUUUUUAGAAAAUGUACAAAUCAUGGUUCUCUGGAGCAGGAUUUUAUGCGAGAAUGAUGUAAGAACGGUUUUUCAAAACGGAAAUGGAAAUUUUUAACCAAGUCAUGAAUGAUUUUUGUACUAACAAUUUAAGAACCUGUUGCCUAUUCUCAGAGGAUUAUGUAAACUCUGCAGUGGAAACUGAGCCAGCUAAUUUCUAAAGCUGCCUUAGUUUAUUUUUAGAGGCUACUGUACAGAAUUUUUAAACAUGAGAGGUGUGUGUGAUAUGGCCACUCCCUCCCUGCCAUUGCCGCUCACCUUUUUUUAACCGUUAUUACCAAAAAAAUUCUUAGAAAAUGAAAAUGAUUAAGGGGCAGAGAGUCUUUUGUCAGCCUGUACUCACGUGGUAUGUGCCACUCCCAUUUUGUAAAUAUUUACUUACCUCCUUAAACUCAGCUUAUCUGGCAAAAUUUCAGCCUCUUUUUGCGUGUUUUUCCUUAUCUCAUUUUGUGAUGCUCCUCUCGUCUGUCUUGGGCACUGAUGCACAUGUCUGGUCCAGUGCGUGUUCAUGAUAAAGUGUAACUGCUCACAACGUGACUUAGCAUCUGCCUGUGUCAUCCACAGCUCAGUCGGCCUGGUGGUAGCUCACUACCUGGGAAGGGACGCGGUGCCGGUUUUCAUGUGGUUAGGUGGACUUGUGUGUUACAAGUGUUCUGAAGAGGUCAUAGUGGUAAUAAUGCAGAAACAGUAUUAGGGCCCUUGGCACUGUUGGCUUUUCUGGUCGCAGGCUUUCCCCUCAUCACAGGAGGUUAAUCUCAGCAUGAGGUGCCAGUUGCAGUCAUGCCCACCUGUAGCUGCAUUUGGCUGCAGGUACCCAAAGUGGAGUCCUUGUGGGAGUUCGCACGGGCUGUGGACGGGGCCUUAAACAGCUGUUUCCUGGGCAUAUACCGGCUUUUCAUCCAGCUCAGAGUUGAUCUGACCUUUGAUGCCCACCACUCGGUUCCCACUGUUCUACAUCCACUUUGAAACACAGACUUAAUUCUCUUUUUGAGCAGUGUCAUCAGAAUUCUCUCGGGCAUAAGUCUGAAGUGGCCCCUUCUGGCAGAUGUCUACUCAUUCAUUUCUCUUGGGACAGCUGGGGUUGUGAGGCCUCCUUCUGUGCGUACACUUCUUCCUGCACGCUGGCCUGUGAGGAUUACAGUGAGUUGGGGCCCACGAGCUGGUCAGUCAUUUGACAGGCAGUUAACCAACCUAACCAACUGGGGAGAAAGCAGGGAAGGGAGGGAGGGGAGAGAGAGGGAGGGAAUAAAAGGAGUCAGGGAGGUGAGGAAGGAAGGUGCAGAUCAUUCUGUGAACCCUGUGACUCCUACAGUUUUUGAAACCUCAGAUCAUGAAACAGCUUUUUAAAAAAGAUAAAUGAUUUUUCAAAUGAGUCAGCAGUGCCAACAACCAAUGUGUUUGCUUUUGGCCCAUUGAGGACCAGUAUUUCAUAUUAUUGAGUGAAGAAAUUCAUUCAUGUGUAUCUUCAUAGUUUUAUAUAAAUAUAUAUAUGUAUAUAUGUGUGUGUAUAUAUAUUUUUUGCAUAUACAUUUCUUCCUUUAGGUAGAGAUAUUUGAUCUCAAAUAUCCUUACUUUUUAAAAAAAAUUUCCCCCAAAUACCUUCUUGGGGCCUUGAAUAUUUUAAAAACUGUGUUGAGUCUCAGCUUGUGUUCUGGAACCCCCUCGCUGGGUCCUGAAGGCCACACGGUUGUGAGGUUGCGGUAGGGCUGCGGCCCUGGGCCUGCCAGAAGUACACACCAAAGACACAUUUGGUUCUGGGCCCAUCCCCUCCCAGGACCUCUGUACUCAUGUGCUCAUGUGCCAGUCUCUGACUGGAGCACUUUACCAUUUCUGGGAGCGCAGGAUGAAGCCCGGUGCCGAGGGUUUGCUGCUGGCCCCGGCUGACCUCUGGCUUGGCGGUGGGCCGUGGACGCAGCUUGUGAGGAAGUAAGAUUCUGUGACUUGCAGUAAGUAGUUACGAACAGGACGUUGCACCAGGACUUGAGAGAUGAUUGGAUGUCUCUGUACUGUAUGUAUCUGUUUAUCAAGAUGCCUCCUGCAGAAAGUAUACCUAUUGUGGUAUGCCUUUUUCUUUUUGUUUUUGAUUUCUUUCAUUUCUUUGUAGAAAAAAUAACUAGCUCCCUUUUUUAAAACUUAUGAAAUGCGGGUUUUGUGCCUUGACCACCUCUUCUCAUAUGAGGUUUGUAGAAAGUGUCCUGUGAUUAUCACAGAAAUGCAAUAAACUCACCCAAAAUAAUUUCAUGAGUGAUUCUUCAAGUUACCUGUACUCCUGCCUAUAUAUCAGUUUAUGAAGAAUUUUUUUUUUGGUUGUGGAGAAACCAAGUGAAAAUUCCUUCUGAUUUUAAAAAAAUGUACACAGUCAAACCUUCUCCUGUUUCCUCUUCUUAAUAUUGUACAUAUUUCAACUAUUUAUUAGAUUAGGAGAUCGUAUUUUACUUAUCAACUGAGCCAAAUGUCUGUGUGCAAUUGUGUUUCCUUUACCUUUCUUGUAAAUUUUUGUACAGCAUAAAUUAGCAAAAACAAAAAAUCACUGUUUUUACUAAACUUUUUCGGAACUAAGGAUUGUAAAUAUUGUAGAUUCUUUUUCUGUGUAAUGUGUCCUACUGGUCCAUAGUGCUGUAACUUGUAGAAAUAUUGUCUAUUUAUUUCCUUGCUUAUUUAAUGUCUUAAGUUCUGGAAAGUGUUGACCUCCCUGACGUACCCCACCGCCUGUUCAUUGCGUUAACUCUGCGGUGGUGGCUGGUCAGCUCACUUCAGGCCACACGGUCUUCCCAGGGUGGCCCUCCAGCUUUGGCUCCUGGUAUUUCUGGUCAGAUGAGUUUAAAUUCUUGAGGUUUGCUCUCCUUUGAUGAAGCUCAUGUUUAGACACCAAUGAAAAACCAUGAAUCUGGCAGGCUACAAAAUUCUCCAAGAAACACCCAGUGACUGUUUGCUCCAAAACAGCUAGCUUCUCAUGGAAGCAAAAUCUAUUAACUCCAAGCAUGGUCUUUAAAAAAAAAGUGUUAUUGGCAGUUGGGACAGAUUUUUCUUUGAAAAUUUAUACCUGGCAGCUCAGCAUUCAGAGGGCAGGGGGCAGGUGGGAGGGGUGGUUCUGCUUCCAGAGUGACUUCAGGACCCCUCAUGCCAUUAACCCCGUGUUGACGGCUGGUGAGCUGCAUUUCCCCACUGCUGUGUGGCUUCCUAUGCUUUGAGGUAUGGACUCAAUUGUGUUCAGGAGCUAAUUGUACAGGCCCCCCAGCUCUGAACCAUUUGGUCCUUCAUUUGAUUGGUCUGAUUCUUCAGGUUGAUGUUUUUCUGCUUCAAGAGAGGUUGGGGGCCCCACUGGGGUGGGUGGUAAGAUAAGGAAGUUUUAGAGAGACUUUCUCAUGGUUCGGUGUAGUUGGUUUGUCAUCCCUGCUGAUUUAGCCUGGUGCCCGUGUGUGUUUACUUCACACACACAUGUGUGCAGGGGUGUGUUCACACAUGAUGCUAAACCAGCUGGGGUAGCUUCUCUUCUACUCCAACAGCAUGGCUUGCAAGAAGCAUCUUCAACCUCCCAGCAAAGUAACUUGACUACUUGUAUUGGGCAGUUCCAGACUUUAGAAGCUCUUCCAAGCUCUAUGUCCAGGCCCCGUGACCACGAGUUACUGGACCCAGACUCAUCAGGUACUCCUGUAUAAA
This is a messenger RNA of Phyllostomus discolor (pale spear-nosed bat), 4804 nucleotides long. It is a transcript of the gene BCL2L11, whose product is annotated as BCL2 like 11. NCBI's taxonomy places the organism in Eukaryota, Metazoa, Chordata, Mammalia, Chiroptera, Phyllostomidae. The transcript has 4 exons. Gene Ontology annotation, biological process: meiosis I. Bases 319 to 909 code for a protein of 196 amino acids. The record is from RefSeq and is a predicted model, not a curated record.